UUCCCGUGGUGCUCCGCGGCCGCCCGUUCGUAGGAAUGGCGGGUGUUGUGUCGGAGGAGAGUUGCAAAGGAUGCUCCUCCGCCAGCUGCGCGUGUGGCGAGAAGGGCACGUGGAGCAACCCCUCACUGUCGAGCCGGCAGCUCUCGGAAGGCUCGAGCCGCCACCAGCUGCUGCGGCAGUGGACGAGCACGUGGGACUCCCUAAGCGAGGCCGCGUCGGUGGCGGAGGGGACGCGGCAGCGCGAGGGGCCUGCGGUGCCCUCCGAGGAGGAGGACCAGCCGCUGGUGUUCCUGUGCGCCGGGUGCCGGCGGCCGCUGGGCGACUCCCUGAACUGGGUGACCGGCCAGGAGGACAACAACUGCAUCCUGCUGCGCUGUGUUUCCAGUAAUGUGUCUGUGGACAAGGAACAGAUACUAUCCAAGCGUGAAAAUGAAAAUGGUUGCACCCUGCAGGCGCUGCGCUGUGCGGGCUGCGAGCAGCACCUCGGCUACGCCUACCGGUGCACGCCCGGCCACCUCGACUACAAGAGGGACCUGUUCUGCCUCGACGUGGGCGCCGUCGAGAGCUAUGUUCUAGGGUCCUCGGUCAAGCAGAUCGUGUCCGAAGAUAAAGAGGUUUUCAACCUCGAAAGCAGAACCGCCAUAGAAAACUCCCUGAAGCAGAUGGAAGACGUCCUGAAGGCCCUGCAGACGAAGCUGUGGGACCUGGAGGCCCGGCUGGCCUUUCCCGGCGCCGACAGCUGAGGCCCGCGCAGGGCCCGCCCAGACCUCCCUGCCGAGGGCCGGUGGACGUGCGUGCAGCAGCAGUUCCUGUUACGGGUCCACUUCCCGUAGAGCCGGGGGCUCCGGCUGGCUGUGCACCUUGUCGUUUCUUGUAUUGGUCAAUGAGCAUAAUCGUACAAAUCGAAAUUUUAAACCCGUUUUGUGAUACUUGCUGGAAAUAGGAUUUAGGAGUUUUUUUUCUGAUAAGAAACUGCCAUGAUUUCUGAACUGUUUUCUCCUUUGUAUCCAAUUCAUUAUUCUUCAUUUUGUGCUUUCUUUAAAACUUUCUUUUGUCUUUAAUAUUUGAGUAAUACAUAAUAUCAUGUAGCAGGGAAAACCGUAGCAGUUUUCCUGCCGCUGUGCGACCGGAUCUCCUCUAGAAACAAACGGCACAGCUCUCUGGAGACACCGGCCAGCUGAACUGUCCGUCUGGAUUGCUUGGACACUUGCACGCGAACAGAACACCAUGACCUCUAAUGAGCAAACCCCGCUCGUCCCUGUCCGUUCACUGCUGUCUGCCUCUGAAACCUGCAAGGGUACUUGCCAGAGAAAAGCGGUCACCUCUGAGGGCGGAGUUCGGGGAGUUUUCAGUUUCCCAGUUUCCUAUGAUGUAAGAUUUACUGUAAGCACACAUUAUUUUUAUAAUCAGGAAGAGAAUAAAGAUUAAAA
Phyllostomus discolor (pale spear-nosed bat) is the source of this 1430-nucleotide messenger RNA. RefSeq names its product MIS18 kinetochore protein A (gene MIS18A). The coding region runs from base 36 to 743 and encodes 235 amino acids. The record is from RefSeq and is a predicted model, not a curated record. The transcript has 5 exons. Gene Ontology annotation, biological process: CENP-A containing chromatin assembly; chromosome segregation. Gene Ontology annotation, cellular component: chromosome, centromeric region; chromatin; nucleus. NCBI's taxonomy places the organism in Eukaryota, Metazoa, Chordata, Mammalia, Chiroptera, Phyllostomidae.